CCAAGAGGACAAUUCAAUUGUGCUCGCGGUGGAGGAAUAAGCGCACAAAGCGCCCGCCCAAAAGGGCAACCCGUGACGUCAAUAUUUUGUGUUCGCCAAUCUGUUGCCAGUCGUGGGGACAGUGGAGGCGACAGGCGACCAAAUCGCUGCCUGAGGUUUUAGCAGGGAUUUUUCAUCGCUCGUCGGUUUCCAAAGCUGCUUAAAUCCUCGGCUUCCCUGCUGCCUGCGCGCAGUUUCGCUCUCACUCUCGUUCAGUUCGCGCGCCGCACAGCUCCUCGCAACAUCGCGCGUCCUCACCUCCUGACACUCGCAAGAAAGAUUGCCACUGUUACCGAAAAUGUCGGACUCGCGGCCGAAAGAUGAAGCGCAGCAAGACGAGGAGGAAGACGUGGUGGCCGACGUGAUCGGCGAAUUCGGCUCUUGGCAGUUGCGGCUGACCUUCUUGCUGGCAAUGUUCAACAUCCCCAGCACGUGGCACAUCAUGGCCUACACCUUUCAGAGUCUCGAGCGGCCUUUCUGGUGCGCGCGUUUCGACUCAAUCAGAGACUUUGUCACGCCGGACAUGUGGAGGAACGUCAGCCAACCCGGUAACAGCUCGUGCGAAAUUUGGAGCGAUUUGAACGAGACUUUAUUUACGAGUGGAACGCCUUGGCCGCCUUCCGGUAUGCCCGUUAGUGAAACUUCCAGACCGUGCACCCAGUGGGAGUACGACGAGCGCAAUGGCACAACCCUUGUGGCAGAGUGGAACCUGGUUUGCGACCGUGCCGUGCUUGUGAAUGUUGCCGAAAUGACCUUCCUGGCUGGAGUCGCCAUCGGUGGACUGGUCUCCGGCAUGAUUUCCGACAAAUUCGGCCGCAAAAGAACGCUGCUCAUUUCGAUUUUCGCCCAAAUCGUCUGUGGCACCGUGAUAUCAUUCAAUCCGUGGUUCGAGCUCUUCCUGGUCAUCCGAUUCUUCCUCGGCUUUGUCUCCGUCAGCGUUGUCUUCAGCGCAUUUGUUUUGUGCAUGGAGCUCGUCGGCGGCAAGUGGCGGACGAUUUCUGGCGUUUCGUAUCUCUUCCCAGUGCCUCUGGGGUACAUAACUGUCGCUGGCAUCGCUUACGUUGUGCGCGAGUGGAGAAUUCUCCAGCUUACCGUCACUUUACCUGCCAUCACCUUGCUCGCGGCGAUCUGGGUAAUUCCUGAGUCACCACGAUGGCUGCUGGCUAUGAGGAAGCAAGACAAAUUGAUGGAGGUCCUUAAAAGGGCAGCGGCCUCUAAUAAGCUGCCCAUCCCCAAUGACCCGGAGAAAAUUCUCGCCAAGGCGCCACCCCAGGAGAAGGGAAAUGAAGGCGUCGGCGUGACCACGCUCUUCAAAACUGCCCAGAUCCGCAAGAUUUCGCUCGUCCUCUAUGUGGUGUGGUUCGCUCUCUACAUGGUCUACUAUGGUCUCGUGCUUAAUCUCGCCAGCAUUGGUGACGAUAUCUACCUCAAUACAGCAAUUUCAGGGAUCGUUGAAAUUCCUGCGAUCGCGAUCAGCAUGUUGUUGCUGCUGAAGUCAGGCCGAAAGUUGCCCCUGUGCAUUGUGACCGCCAGCAGCGGUGUCUUCUGCCUGCUAGUGAUCGCGGUUCCCGCUGAUUCUCCCUCUUGGGUCGUGGUGACCCUGGCCAUGGCGGCCAAAUUCGCGAUUUCCUGCUCCAACGCCAUCCUCCCCAUCUUCACCGCCGAGCUGUUCCCCACUGUGGUGCGCAAUGUGGGCGUCGGUUCGUCCAACGUUGCGGCCGGAAUCGCCCUGAUGAUCGUGCCCUAUCUUUGGAAUUUGUCGACGGUUUACGACAAGUUGCCGUUUGUUGUGAUGGGAGUUUUAGGCGUGGUUGGAGGCCUCAGCGUCUUGUUGUUGCCGGAAACCGCGGGAAGGCCAAUGCCAAACACUGUGGAAGAUCUAGACCGGAGGGGAAAUAAUGCUAAAAAUGAUGCUCCCGUCAUUCGUUCCUCUGCUAAAAAGACCGUCAAGAUUGCGGCGAUUAGACCGCCAUCGUACAGGAAAAAGAGCGACAGCGAAUAUUAUUAAUCUGACGAGCAAGAUGACGUUUCAAAUUGUAAUUAGAUAUUAUAGUAUUGCUGGCUUGUGGUUACCAAGAUACCAAGAGCACAAAUUUUAUGUAAUUCUAGUUUAAUUGAUUUUUUCAGUUAUUUAUUGAGCUUGAGUGUAGUCAUCGAAUGCUUGAAAAACGAAUGUGAUAUGUGAAAAUGUUGAUGAUUUGGAUGUUUAUACGGUAAUUAAAAUAAAUGUCCAAAAGUUCCUGAAAUCUCAAUGUCCAGAAUUAUGACAUUCUGGCCUCUUAUAACUUUUAUAACAUUUUUCUUACUUCUUUGUGAGGUGUGAUUUAGAUUUUAAGCUAAUAAAAAGAUAAGGCAAUAAAAGUACAGAUACGAAGAGAAUGUUUAAUGUCGUAACAAAAUAUUUGUACUUUUUUAUUAUUAAACAGAAACGCAUUUCUAAAUGCA
Cloeon dipterum is the source of this 2484-nucleotide messenger RNA. RefSeq names its product organic cation transporter protein-like. Lineage: Eukaryota; Metazoa; Arthropoda; Insecta; Ephemeroptera; Baetidae. Gene Ontology annotation, molecular function: transmembrane transporter activity. The record is from RefSeq and is a predicted model, not a curated record. Gene Ontology annotation, cellular component: membrane. The coding region runs from base 338 to 2047 and encodes 569 amino acids. The transcript is spliced from 12 exons. Gene Ontology annotation, biological process: transmembrane transport.